This is a messenger RNA of Agrilus planipennis (emerald ash borer), 2859 nucleotides long. RefSeq names its product glucose dehydrogenase [FAD, quinone]. Lineage: Eukaryota; Metazoa; Arthropoda; Insecta; Coleoptera; Buprestidae. Gene Ontology annotation, molecular function: oxidoreductase activity, acting on CH-OH group of donors; flavin adenine dinucleotide binding. The record is from RefSeq and is a predicted model, not a curated record. The transcript has 5 exons. Bases 602 to 2509 code for a protein of 635 amino acids.
ACGCCAACGAUGUACUACUUUCGUUGCCAUUGAAAGACACUUGAUUUUUAACGGUGUCUUUUGCUAGAAAGCACGAUAGGAUUGGAUUUGGUCUGCUGUAAAAACGGGGACCCGUUAACAUACAUUCGUGUCGUUAUGAUAAGGGAGCGGCGCUCAAGAAAGUGGCCGCUACUUGGCCACCGUCGCAUUGCACCGUACGUUCCUCUACAUACACAGGUGACUAAUUAUAAUGAGAAGGAUUAGGAAAUCGUUGUUGUUCUUGAACUUCGGAGGCCGCGGUCAGUCCAUCCAGAAGAUUCUUAUCGGCCAGCGAACGAGAAAAUAAGUCACAGAAAGUCAGACGCUGAAGAAGUGACAUCUAAUAUUACGUCUAUAAGGAUAAUUAUAAUAAUCCUUUACGUAAAAGAUUUUUCAUGUUAACUGAAAGUAAUUUUCCUGGUGCGGAAGUGAUUCUAUGAAUAUUUAAAAAGCCCGGAAACGGGAAAUCGCGUAAUAUUUAAAGAUUGCAGAAGUGCAAGUGAAAUUAGUUAUCAGAGUGCAAUUAAAGUGAUCAUUUUAUAGAGAAAAUCCCAGUGAGACGUCGUACAAUUAAAAACUUGCAAUGAGUACACUAAUGGCGCCCCUGCAGGGCCUAGGCCUGGGUUUAGGAGCUACUGCAGCGUCAAAUUUGGCGGUUUUUAUUCCUCUUUUGUUAACUGCCAUAGCCUACUACCAAUACGAAUUGAUAGAUCCAGAAGCGAGACCGAUAAACACGGAAACAGAUGAAUUGUUGGAAUCAUAUGACUUUAUAGUUGUAGGAGCAGGAUCAGCAGGGGCGGUAGUAGCAAGCAGGCUUAGCGAAAUCGAAAACUGGAACGUUCUCCUACUAGAAGCAGGUGGCGAUGAAACGGAAAUAUCAGACGUACCUCUCAUGGCCGCCUAUUUACAAUUAUCCCAGCUUGACUGGAAAUACAAAACGGAACCACAAAAGGACGCAUGUCUGGCCAUGCAAGGCGAGAGAUGUAAUUGGCCUAGAGGCAAAGUAAUGGGCGGAUCAUCGGUUCUCAAUUACAUGUUGUAUGUUAGAGGAAACAAGAAAGAUUACGACAUUUGGGAAGGUAUGGGAAAUCCGGGUUGGGGCUCCAGAGAUGCUCUUUACUACUUCAAAAAAUCCGAAGAUAAUCAGAAUCCGUAUCUCGCUCGCACACUUUACCACGGUGAAGGUGGAUACCUCACAGUAUCUGAAGCACCUUAUCAUACACCACUGGCAAAAAGUUUCAUAGAAGGUGGCAAACAAAUGGGUUACAUGAACCGGGAUAUUAACGGUGAAUAUCAGACAGGAUUCAUGGUUGCUCAAGGAACCAUCAGGAGAGGAUCCAGAUGUUCAACGUCCAAAGCCUUCUUAAGACCUGUCAGGUUACGGAAAAAUCUUCAUAUUGCCAUGAAUGCCCAUGUCACAAGAGUGCUUAUAGAUCCAACAACAAAGGUGGCCUUUGGUGUGGAAUUUAUCAGGGACAGGAUGGUUCACAGAAUAAGGGCAAAUAAAGAAGUCAUCCUAUCAGCAGGAGCCGUGAACUCUCCACAAAUUCUAAUGCUAUCUGGAGUCGGCCCAAAAGAGGAUCUCAUCAAUCUUAAAAUUCCACUAAUUCAAAAUCUACGAGUCGGUCACAACCUUCAAGAUCACAUAGGUCUUGGUGGUCUCACGUUUAUGUGCAACCAACCGGUGUCGAUCACCCUUUCGAGAAUAUAUUCAGUCAGCUCUGUUAUGGAUUAUGCGAUACUUGGAGGAGGUCCAUUGACUAUUAUGGGAGGAGUGGAAGGACUUGCUUUUGUCAACACCAAAUAUGCGAAUGCCUCUGAUGACUUUCCUGACAUAGAAUUUCAUUUCAUCUCUGGAUCGACUAAUUCCGAUGGAGGAGCUCAAUUAAAGAAAGCUCAUGGACUCAAGGAAGCUUUCUACAAGGUUAUAUUCGACCCAAUCAAUAGCAAGGAUGUUUGGAGUGUCAUCCCUGUUCUUCUCAGACCAAGAAGUAGAGGAGUUAUUAAACUUCGCAGCAGAAAUCCACUCGACUAUCCAUUAAUUUAUCCUAAUUACUUUUCUGACGAUUUCGAUAUGAAGACCCUCAUAGAAGGGGUGAAAAUAGGAGUGGCCUUAAGUACCACACCUGCCUUUAAAAAAUACGGAAGCCAAAUGGUUGUGUUUCCUCAAUGCAUGCACCACGAAAUGUAUUCAGAUGCGUAUUGGGAAUGUAUGAUAAGACAUUAUUCAGUUACCAUUUACCAUCCUAUCGGGACUUGUAAAAUGGGUCCUUACUGGGAUGAAGAAGCCGUUGUGGAUCCUCAGUUGAGAGUUUAUGGUAUAAAAGGAUUAAGAGUCAUAGAUGCGUCAAUUAUGCCAACUAUGGUAAGUGGAAAUACAAAUGCACCAGUAAUUAUGGUCGGAGAAAAGGGAGCGGAUUUGAUAAAGGAGUUUUGGUUGAAUUCGAUUCAUUCGUCGAGGAGGCGUCGAAGAAAGGGUUCAGGAAUUUAAGAUAUUUCGUCAGCUAUAAUGGCCAAAGUCCAACUUCUUCUUUCUGGUUCCUGAAUUCUGCAAUGGUCAGGGUUAAUUUCCUACAGUCGGAAUCAUCUUCAAUCAGCUCUCACAACAAUAGACCACUGAAGACGCUGACAAUAGCAGCCGGCGAAACAUUGAGGAGAAGUCAACUCGGACCACGACGGAACCCAGAAGCCAGGAAGAUGACCCACGAGUUUAAUUAUGAAGAACCUAAUAUUUAUUGAUUUUUACACAGAUAAUUUUAAGAGGAAAAUUAUUUAUUCUGAAAGAAAACAAAAAUGAAGAACUGUAAAUAUAGAUGUAUAAAUAUAGACUGAUUAAAUGUA